UGGCCGCGUUUUCGCGGCGGAGAAGCCGCGGCGCGGGCUGGGGGGGAAGAGGAGGAGGAGGGCGAGGGCGCGAUCUGGCGUUCAAGUUUCCAAACAUAGCCGGCAGCGCGGGCUGCCCGCGCGCCCCGCCGUGCCCCGCCGCGCUCCAGCUGCCGGCCGCGCAGGGGAGGGCGCAGGCAGGGCGCCGGGCAUGCGCGCCCCGCGCAACAAGUGGGCUCCGCGCCGCUGGACGGGGGGAAGGGAGCGAGGGGCGGGCGCUUGACGGUGACGCGGGACCCCGCCCGGGUGCAGCCGAGCCGAGCCGGGAGCGCGGCGUGGAGGAGGGGAGGGGCGGCGCGGGGGGAGCGCGGCGCGGAGGAGGGGGCGCGCAGGCACACGCGGCGGCGCGCAGCACCCCGCGCUCGGACUGCGAGCAGCGGCGAGGAUGUGAGUGAGGAGCAGGCGGCGCCGCUCGCCACGCUGCUGCCGCCGCUGCCCCCGGGCCGCUACCGCUCCGCCGGCGCUCGGGGAAGCCGCCGCCGCAGCCGGGACCGGACAGCUCCGUGCGGGUGUCCCUCUUUCGCUCGCGGCGGUGGAUCGGCACGUACCGAAGUGCGAGCUCGCGAGGCAGCCGCGGCGGGUGGAAGGUGACCCCCCCAUCUUCCUCCGUGCACCUCCGCCUCCUCCCGGAGGAGGAGCAGCAGCAGCGGAGAGCUAGAGAGCGCAGGGAAACAGAAGCGGCUAGAAGGCGACCCCCACCCAACCCCCCGGAGGAGCAGUAGAAGCGGUUCCCACCCCACCGGGGCAGCAGCGGCAGGACCAGGUGGAAGAAGCUCUCUCCGACAGCAGGAGCGAGCUGAAAGCAGACGAUCCCCCUGCUGAAAGGGGCGACAGGAUCAGGUACGGAGAGCCACCCCCCCUGCAGCCCGGGGGGGAAGACUGAGCAAGCCCCUACCCCGGCGGCAGCGGCAGCAGCUCCCCGGCCAGCAGCACCAUGUCCGCCGCGCAGGUGUCAUCGUCCCGGAGACAGUCAUGCUACCUGUGCGACCUUCCCCGCAUGCCCUGGGCCAUGAUCUGGGACUUCACGGAGCCUGUCUGCCGGGGCUGCGUCAACUACGAGGGCGCCGACCGCAUCGAGUUCGUGAUCGAGACGGCCCGGCAGCUGAAGCGGGCGCACGGCUGCUUCCAGGACGGCCGCUCCCCGGGCCCCCCGCCGCCGGUCGGCGUCAAGGCAGUGCCACUCUCCGCCAAAGAAGCGGCGGCGGCGGCCCAGCAGCAGCUCAACCAUGUGGACGCCUCCUCGAAGGCAGCCUCGGCGGGGCUGACCCAGUCCAGCCUGGACCGCUACGGGCUCAGCGCCGCCGCGGCGGAGCAGCGCAGCCGCUUCGAGUACCCGCCGCCGCCGGGCAGCCUGGGCAGUAGCCACGGCGCCCGCCUGCCCAACGGGCUGGGGGGGCCCAACGGCUUCCCCAAGCCGCCUGAGGACGGGCCGCCGGAGCUGAACCGGCAGAGCCCCAACUCCUCCUCCUCCUCUUCCUCCUCCCGCCGCGGGGCGCACGGGGGGCUGGUGUCCGGCCUGCCCCCGGGGGCCGCCGGCGCCCAGAUGAACGUGCCCCCCAACCUGCUGCCGCAGACCUUGCUCAACGGCCCCGCCGCCUCCGGCGUGGCGCUGCCCCCGCCGCACGGGGGCCUGAGCGGUCGGGGCGGUGGGGGGCCCCCGGCUCCCUCCGCCUCCUCCCAAGGGGGCACCUGCGGCGGCGGCGCCGGGGGAGGCGGUGGCUCGUCCUCCGAGGCCUGCGGCAAGCGGCCGGGCUCGGUGUCCAGCAGCGACCAAGAGCGGGAGCUGAAGGAGAAGCAGCGCAACGCGGAGGCGCUGGCCGAGCUCAGCGAGAGCUUGCGGAACCGGGCCGAGGAGUGGGCCAGCAAGCCCAAGAUCGUGAGGGACACGCUGCUCACUCUGGCCGGCUGCACCCCCUACGAGGUGCGCUUCAAGAAGGAUCACGCCCUGCUGGGCCGCGUCUUUGCAUUCGACGCCGUCUCCAAGCCGGGCAUGGACUAUGAGUUGAAGCUGUUCAUCGAGUACCCCAGCGGCUCCGGCACCGUCUUCUCCAGCGCCUCUGGCGUGGCCAAGCAGAUGUACCAGGACUGCAUGAAGGACUUCGGCCGCGGCCUCUCCUCGGGCUUCAAGUACCUGGAGUACGAGAAGAAGCACGGCUCCGGCGACUGGCGGCUCCUGGGGGACCUGCUGCCCGAGUCCGUGCGCUUCUUCAAGGAGCUGGUGGGCGCCGACAUGCUGCCGCAGCCCUACCUGGACGCCAGCUGCCCCAUGCUGCCCACGGCUCUGGUGAGUCUCCCGCGGCCGGGGGCCGGGGCCGGCGGGGCGCAGGGCACGGCCGCCGCCUCUAGGGGACCCGGCGGCGGCGGCGGCGGCGGCGGCGGGGCGAUGCGCAAGAGGAAAGCUUCUCCCGAGCCCUCGGACUCGGCCGAGGGGGCUCUGAAGCUCAGCGACGAGCAGCAGCGGCAGCAGUGGAUGGCCAGCCAGAGCGAAGCGCUCAAGCUCACCAUGUCGGCCGGGGGCUUCGGGGCGGUGCACGGCGCGGGCCCCCCGCCGCCGCCGCCGCCCCUCGGGCCUCACUCCAACCGGACCACGCCGCCCGAGUCCGCCCCCCAGAACGGACAGUCCCCCAUGGCCGCGCUCAUGUCGGUGGCCGACACGCUGGGCAAUGCCCACUCGCCCAAGGACGGCAGCUCGGUGCACUCCACCACGUCCACCCGCAGGAACAGCAGCAGCCCCGUGUCGCCGGCCUCGGUACCGGGCCAGCGCCGCCUGGCCUCCCGCAACGGGGACAUGAACCUGCAAGUGGCCCCUCCUCCCCCCAGCGCCCACCCCGCCAUGGACCAAGUGCACCCCCAAAACAUUCCGGACUCCCCCAUGGCAAACAGCGGGCCCCUGUGCUGCACCAUUUGCCACGAACGCUUGGAGGACACCCACUUUGUUCAGUGCCCCUCUGUGCCCAGCCACAAGUUCUGCUUCCCUUGUUCCAGAGAGAGCAUCAAGGCCCAAGGGGCAACUGGUGAAGUCUACUGCCCCAGCGGAGAGAAAUGCCCCCUAGUCGGUUCCAAUGUGCCUUGGGCAUUUAUGCAGGGCGAGAUCGCGACCAUUUUAGCUGGGGACGUUAAAGUGAAAAAGGAGAGAGACCCUUGAGUAGGAAAUCCAAUCCCUUCAGACUCCUGAAGAUGUAGAAUUGUGAAUAUAACAAACUGCAAAAGUUAGUCUUAUGUAUAGACAUUAUUUUCGUCGUAUGUUUCUAUAUUUUGAAACAAAGGUAUGUACUCUUCUUCAUUUGAAGGAUAGAGCUGGUUUUUGUUAAACAGAAUAUAAUAUUGUUUGGUUACUACAUAAUACCUGUUCUCAUUUCUUUGGCAGUGUGUUGGCUAGGUACAAAGUUAAUAGCCCUUAGCGAUUACCUGCUGCUGGUGUGUAUUUUUGUAAAUGUAUGCACUUCUCUGAAAGAAGAAGAAAAACAAAAAAGACAAAAAAAAAUUUUUUGCCAAGGCCAGUGUUGAUGCCUAAAAAAUUGCUACAAAAAUGGUGACAGCUUAUGUUUUACAAGCCCUGAGUGUUAGUCUUUCACUUUAUUUUUUUGUUUUUGUUUUUUGUUUGCAAAACGGUGGGGUGGCUCUGGGGGGAGGGUGUUUUUUGUUGCAAGUUUGUAAGGAAAAUGUUUCAGUUUGUUUCUAUUGAUCUGAACGUUUUUAAUCUUCAUGUGUUUUUUGUUUUUGCUUUUAUUGAUGCACGGAUGCUUUUGAACAGUAGAGCAAAAUGCUGUACAUGAAAAACAUGCUCUGUUUGUCCUUUAUACAUUUCUGUAGUUAACAGAACACUGUAAUGUGCCUUGGAGCUUAGUAAAUUGUAAUAAAUUCAAUUGAUAU
Grus americana (Whooping crane) is the source of this 3912-nucleotide messenger RNA. It is a transcript of the gene IRF2BPL, whose product is annotated as interferon regulatory factor 2 binding protein like. Gene Ontology annotation, molecular function: transcription corepressor activity. The transcript has a single exon. The record is from RefSeq and is a predicted model, not a curated record. Gene Ontology annotation, biological process: regulation of transcription by RNA polymerase II. Bases 974 to 3184 code for a protein of 736 amino acids. Lineage: Eukaryota; Metazoa; Chordata; Aves; Gruiformes; Gruidae. Gene Ontology annotation, cellular component: nucleus.